GCCAAUAAUAGUUGAGUAUAUCUGUAAUGAAUAUUCACCUAUAUAAACAUUCAAGAAGUGACGAAGAGACAACUUAUGUUAACCUCGAGGACAAAGAUAACAAUUUGGACCAGCACUUGUUGCCAACCCCGGCCAAAGAGGCAUCAAGCCAAACCAAAAGCAUUGUAUUUGCGUUGCUGACAGGGGUUUUCUAUGCUUUGCACAACUUCACACUUGGAAGUCUUGCAAGAAUGGGUUACUUAGCCAGGUUCAACACUGGAAUCGGAAUGGUUAUUUCAGCAAUCAUCUACUACAUAUACAAGUUCAUAAUGGCCAAGAAGAAUGGAGAAGAGUUCUUCAAUCGUGAAGAGUCUGUGUUUCUGGACCAAAAGACAAACUUUGCUCAUGGUUCAAGAGGAAGAGUAGAACCAUGGAUCGUAGUUGGGAUCUUAGUCAACAACAUCUUUAAGAUUGGAGGCGGGCUUGUAGUAAUCAUCGCUUUCAAGAUGGCUUUAGAAAGCGGUCUUAACCAAGGCAUCAUCACUUCCUUAUUCGGAAUGACUCCAUUUCUCGCUUCUCUGUGUUUCUACUGUUUGUUCAACGAGAAACUUAGAAUUUCUCAAGUUGCAGGUAUGAUGUUCAUGGUCGGUUGCAUCGUGUGUAUCGGAUUAGGAACUACAGCCACAAAACUCAACACCAAGAUGUCUAUUCACCCAGAAAGUUCUAACGCAACUGCGUACAUUUGCAUUUUGCUUGCAUGCAUUUGUCCUGUGUUCUUUGCCAUUGGUGGACUCAUCAUGAGGCUGAUGAAAGUGGAGUUCCAGACUGACCCCAAUGAUUUCACACAGGUUUGCUACCUCUGGCAAGCUCCAGUUCUAGUGGCUGGAGUAAUCUUCGGAUACACCGCAGGAGGAUUCGACUUCGUACUUGCAGAAUUCAUGCAAAUGAUUGCUGCAGGCAUGCUGGUCAGCAUCGGAGGCGCCUUUUUCAAUAUUGCUAUAUCAUGUGGAAAUGCAGGAGUUGCCUACUCGCUCAUCAACGUUCAAGUCAUCAUAUUCUCGGUAUUAGCAGCAGUAUUCCUUCAACAAAUUCCAUCUAACAUAGAAAUGUUGGCAGGCACUUUAGGAAUCAUUGGUUCGUGCAUAAUGUCGAUUGGCCCAAGCAUUGUAGAGAAAAUCCAGAAAUCAAUUAAAAAGUAGCUCAAUUAUCCAAACAAAGAAACGACUAAUUAUAUAAAUUCAAUAA
Messenger RNA from Moneuplotes crassus, 1224 nucleotides. The record is from the annotation of a GenBank genome assembly. NCBI's taxonomy places the organism in Eukaryota, Ciliophora, Spirotrichea, Euplotida, Euplotidae.